CUCAGUGCACGGACACACCUGUUUGGAGCAGCUCUGCCUUUAUCAGCCUGGCAUCCCACAGCUCUGUCUUUAAGAUAUUUUCAGCGCGCUGCGAUGGACAGUUUGAUUGUGAGACCUGGAGGCUCUGAGGUUCUGACGAAAUGUCCUUGAGUGGCGACACAACCCAGUCUUCUCUGUCAGCGCCUGCUCUGCUCGUGCCCUUAAACAGCAGCGCCUCUCCUCACUCCCUCCCAUGGGUCCGACCCAGUCGCCCCACACCACAGCUACGGGAGGAGUGGCCCAAGAAUGACACGCGCCUUCUGGCUAACCUCUCUCUCCUCAGCCCCCACGAUGACUGCCAUAUGUCCCCCAUCCUUACCGCGUGCCUUGUGGUGUGGUACAGCGUCACUAUGGUGCUGGGGUUGGUGGGGAACAUUGGCCUCAUUUGCAUCAUCUCACGUUGUAGGGAAAAAGCCAAUGUCACCAGUAUUUUCAUCUGCAACCUGUCAUUCUCUGACAUUCUGGUGUGCGUCUUCUGCCUCCCGUUCACUGUCAUAUACACGCUCAUGGACCACUGGGUGUUUGGGGCUCUCAUGUGUCGCCUAGUACCGUUUAUCCAAUGUGUGUCUGUAACUGUGUCUGUGCUGUCAUUGGUGUUUAUUGCUUUAGAAAGACAUCAACUCAUCAUUAACCCCUCUGGAUGGAAGCCCAGUAUUCCCCAGGCCUACAUAGCAGUCAUCCUCAUCUGGAUUGUGGCCUGCUGUACAUCUACACCUUUUUUGGCCUUUCAGCUACUCAGCAAUGAACCAUACACUAAUGUACCCAUACCAAAAUCCUCCCUUCGUACUCAAGAUUCGGCUGAAACUUACAAUGUGUCUUUUAGCGACAAAAACAUAUCUGCACCACUGAAUUCAUUCCGCCACCUCUUUUCCCAUGGCACACCCUCUCCACACAUGGAGGCCUGUAUGGAGCAUUGGCCAUCCCCUAAACAGCGGCUGGCUUAUACCACAUGGCUAUUGGUGUUUCAGUACUGUGGCCCUCUUUUGUUGGUGCUGCUCUGUUAUGUCCGUGUGUUUGUGCGCCUGAGACAUCGCAAGGACAUGCUGGACCGAGUGAGGACCCCUGAGAGUCAGAGGGUCACUCAUAGUCGCAGAAUCAACAUCAUGCUGGUUGCACUCAUCACAGCCUUUGCUCUGUGCUGGCUGCCACUCACCAUCUUCAAUGUGCUGUCAGACUGGAAACAGGAGGCUCUGCCUGUGUGUCAUCACAACCUGUUGUUCUCUCUCUGCCAUCUGCUGGCCAUGUCCUCCACCUGCAUCAACCCCAUCAUUUAUGGCUUCCUCAACUCCAACUUUAGGCAGGAGGUGAGAGAUGUGAUCCUGCACUGCCGCUGGAGGCCUGUGGAGGAGUCAGAGCAUUAUCCGAUGUCAACAGUACAGAUGGAAAUGUCCCGCUCUUCUAUGCCUCAGAACUGCAGGAGCAACUCAAUUUAACUUUUGUUAUGACAAAAUAUGGGUUCUAUUAUGUUACCUUACUUAUGUAUUUGAGUAUUUUGU
Periophthalmus magnuspinnatus is the source of this 1535-nucleotide messenger RNA. Its product is annotated as neuropeptide Y receptor type 4-2-like. Gene Ontology annotation, molecular function: neuropeptide binding; neuropeptide Y receptor activity. The record is from RefSeq and is a predicted model, not a curated record. Bases 141 to 1472 code for a protein of 443 amino acids. The transcript has 2 exons. Lineage: Eukaryota; Metazoa; Chordata; Actinopteri; Gobiiformes; Gobiidae. Gene Ontology annotation, biological process: G protein-coupled receptor signaling pathway. Gene Ontology annotation, cellular component: plasma membrane; neuron projection.